Molecule: messenger RNA, 847 nt
Organism: Suillus plorans
Lineage: Eukaryota; Fungi; Basidiomycota; Agaricomycetes; Boletales; Suillaceae
Exons: 5
Coding region: 182-847 (221 amino acids)
Source: RefSeq, a predicted model, not a curated record
UCGACAUAUAAGAAGUGUAGGAUAUAUAAGCCGAAUUCCUUGAAGGGCCGUGGGAAGCCAUGGCGGCACUGACUUCACGGUAUCGACUAGCACUGGCGCGCCAUUAAUUAAUACAAGCGUUCCUAUACGUUUUACAUUCGAUUCUCAGAUCAAGUGGCAUGGGUUCACAACCAACCUAGCUAUGCUUUGUCCAGAUCUUGGCCAGUUUUUGUUGGUCACCACACCAGAAAUGGUGUCAGGCAUUCCCGGUUCGGCAGGUAAACGUAAUGAAGCCCUCGAAGCACACAAAAACAUGAUAUCUAUCAACAAAUCUGGGAAGGCUAGCUGCCUUGAUUGGUACAAUGGGAACGAUGUAGCGUGCUCGCUGAACAACAUGACCAUAUUCUUGGCGUAUACAUUUCCUUCCUCACCUCUUUCGCUACUGACCAUUAUGCAGGCAGAGAUCCCCGGACAAAUUCAGGAUGGUUACGAUGCAGUACCCAAUUUCUUCCACGAAAUCCAUCAACAUUCUCAGAUUGUUCACUAUGACGAGAACUCCUCGUUCGGCUCCUCCACCUGCACCACCCAUUACCUGGCCGCCUUCAAAACUCACCUACGACGCCUUUUCACCCUGCCACCCCAUCAUCAAAUGCCACCUGUCGUCGACAUUUCUUUGACCCAGGGUGUCCCAUGCUUCAAUCUACGGCGUAAUGCUGCAGCGGGUGCUCCUGGGAGUGACGACUCCUUGAUCCGUGAUGAAGACUAUCAUGGACCUCCUUCACCGGACGCCGAUUUACAACAGCAACAGCGACCAGCAGCAGUGCAGGUAGACAACGGGGAACAUGGACGUGGCUGGGCGUGCUGCUAA